AUGAAGCUUUACGGAAGCAAUGCUGCUGGAGUGACAGCGAUAGUCAAUGCCAGCGGCGAAGUCCUCCGUGGUAGCCCCUUGCGAAUGCACGUGGGCCCAUCAGCGAUUGCUGAAGCCGAAAAACAUCUACAGGCGUUGGAGACCAAUUUCGAAUGGCUGCUGAAUUUAGGUGGCUUUCAUGACGGUCUUCGCAAGAUCAUUGGCCAGGUCUUUUUGGACCGAAGGCUCUUUGUCCAGGGCCAAAGUGCCGUGGAGGUCUUGCUCAGGCAUUCGCACCUGAUGGAGCCCUCGGUUCGCAAGCUUGAGACCAACCUCAUGGUGGAUCUCAUGCUCGACCUGGAUUUCAAGCACCGCUUUGCACAGGUGUUUACCACUCUUUAUCCGGAAUUGGUGCGCAACAGGGAAGGAAAUCAAGACACAAACGAGCUGGGAGAUUUCACUUGCCAGAUCUUCACCAGACAGGAUGUUACGAUGGAGCUCGUUCGUGACAGGGACCUGGUGAAGACAUUGCUGGAGUGUCUGUGGGGGCUCCUGCGCCCCGCGCUUGUCAGUGACUCUGCACCGACGGUCUUCAAUCACGAGUCGAACAUCUUCCGUGACCACGAAAUCAUUCAGUGUUCGAUGGAUCUGUUGUAUGUGCUGGAUCACUCGGACAUCGCGCGGGAGAUCAUUCGAUCGCCGCGCCUGAGCGGAGAGCUGUGGGCUGGAUGGAUCCAGAUUCUAAUAUCCAUGCAGGCAAUGAAUCCGCACAAGCGCCGCAGCGACAAUCAUGUGGAGUUCACCAGCCCCUCCUGGGGAAAUGCGCUCACUCUGCACACAGACCUGGGGUCCAACACAUGGCUCAUCCUGGACGCCAUCGAAUUCAAGGCUGAGCUCGAGUCGGUGAAAGACAUGGCGCAGCUGGCUUGGCGCGAGCUGCGCAGUUGGAUGGUGCAGGUGCACGCAGCCGAGGGCCGCGUUGGAGCCGCUGCCAUGGAAGGUGCUUUUGAUUACGAGGUAUCAAGGGGCACCAGUUUUCAUAUUCCAGUGAACCGGGUCUUGGCGCUCUUGCUGCACCAGCUCUGCAUUCGAGCUCCGCGGGCGCGUGGUGACGGCAGCUUGGUGGAACAGGUGUUUUGUGCUGUUGGAAUGUCGGCUGAGUCCGACAUCAUUUGGUGGAUGGAGCACCCUCUCAGGGCACUGGUCCUUCAUUGGCAGGUGAUGGCUGGCAUGUGGCGUCGAAACGGAGAGGCUCUGGAGCACGAGAGUGAGUUCUACAGGAUGAACUAUUGGCACCACCUGCUCAUCGACGUGGAUCUCCUGGUCUUGCGUAUGGCCGCGCUCGCUCUGAGGCCGGAGACCUUCUUCCGAGUGACCUUGAAGCGGUUUGAGCUUGGCCACUGGCUUCUUCCUGGAGAUCCGAUGGGGAGGCUGCUUCUCAGGGAGGAGCCGGAGCAGGAGUUCGCCAUGAUGAAGCUGCAGAGCUUCGUGCUUUUUUUGUACCAGCUGCUCAGCUGGAACACUCAUCUUUCGCUGACCUGGCCGCAGCUAGUGACACAUACGACCAGGCAAUUCCUUAGCGUCGGUCCGAAGAGCCAUUCGCAGCUUUGGGAUCCUCGCCUGGAGCGUUCUACUGCCACAGCAACUGCCAAGGACCAACACAUGUUGGAGGCCGCGCUGCGGGAAAUCAGCUCGUUCUCUGAAGCGGAUGGCAGCGGCCACAACCCUGCCAAGUACCACCUGAGGGAAGACCAGUGGUUUGCCGUGGACCCCUACUACCAUCUCUUCGCCUGGAGUGAGCAGCAGAAAGUGGAGGAGAACCUGGUCGCGGCCAUGAAGGCCCGCGGUGGGGACCUGUCGACCUGGAUCGAGGAGUCGGCACGGCUCCAGCCACCGCUCCGUGAAGCUUUCCGGCUGCCCUUCCUCCGAUGGUGCAGCUCUGGAAUGGUCCAGGCCUUCUGCUGGUUGCUGCUGGUCCGCCUGGCUUUCCAGAAGGACGUGUCCUCCGAUGGUCGACUCCUCGUGCUUGCUCUACUCUUGGCCAUUCGUUCCACAAACGCUGACGGGCUGGAGGAGAUCCCACCGUGCGGGUGGUCAGAUGUGGACAUGGAGGUCUCGUCCAUCCCCACGGAGGAGGUGCAGCUCACCUGGCUCGCCAAGGCCGUGACCCCUUUGUCUCACACUGCCACGCGCAAGUUCUGCGUGCAGGUGACGACAGCCGGCGCUGCAAAGGCAGAGCUGAAUGUGUCGUUGAUGGAUGCCGUGGACAGGCUGGUGGCGGUGGGCGGCAGCGUCUCGAGCAGUUUAGCGCGAGGCCUUCGGCAGCGGCUGCUGACAGAGGCGGUGCCAAGUCGCUCGGAGAGCGCUUGCCAUGGCGACGAGGACCGCAAGGCCAAGCGCCGCAAGGCCGUGGAGAGGCAGCAGCGCAUGCUCGAGAGCCUGCGAAAGCGCCAAGCUGCCUUCAUCUCCGGCGCCGCAGGGCGCGAUUUGCUCGAAACGGACAGCAAGUCGCAAGAGGAGCAAAAGGGUAUGGAUGCUGAGGCUGGCUUGGCUGGCAUGGAGAUGUCUCCUGCCGAGUGUGUCGUCUGCAUGUCGCACCAGGAAGGAGAAGACUCGGAAAACCCGCUUGGACUCAUCUGCUUCCUGCGACCUGCGGUGGCAUCCUCCAUGCAGGGCAGCUCAGUGCCGACCGAGCAAGCUGUCCUGCUCCAGCAGUCGAAAGCCCCUGUGAGUGGCCGCAGUGCUUCGAAGCGCAAGCGCCGGACGGACUCGUCCGGGCCCCCCUGGCCCCGCCUGGCUCGUGGUGACGGUGCAAGCUCUCGCGCUGUUCUGUUUGAGGCACUUCUCCUGCUGGCGGAGCUUCCGUCCGGCAUCCCUCCGCUCUGGAGGAAACCUGCCGAAGCCCUCUUGGACGCCGAAGAUAUGCUGCCGCACCGACAGGAGCUGCAGACGAAGCUGUGGACUUUCCAAUUCCGCGCCGUCAUGCAGAUGCCACACGACUUGGACCAUUGCAAGGCCAGCUUCGGCGACUUGGCCAACAGCACACUCAAGCAGCCUGUCUUCCGGAGGCUCUUGGUGCCGUGCCUGGAGUGUGUGAGCCUCAGCUCCCUGGCUAUGAGCCAUGAGUUUCUCGUCUCUCCGAGGGCCGGCCCAAUGAUGUCCCUCAGCAAGCUGUGCGCAGACAGCAUAGCUUUGGCUGAGGUGCGAUUGAGGACGCGACCUGCUGCCGCUCUGGGCGCAGAGUCCUCAGCCUCGGCCUCGGCCACUUCCUCCGCGUCGCGGAGGACGCUGGAUGGCAGCGAGACCUCGGCUGCCGCUUUGAUGCUUCGUGGUAUCAUUGCUGAGGCCAUUGAUGCCACGCCGCCACUGACGCAGGUGCUGGGUGGUAAACUGGCAACCUUUCUCUUGUCCACCACGCCACAUGGUCGGUUUCAGACUUUGACAGCCUUGUUGCUUUGUCUCUGCAAGAGCCGGGCAUGCAAACCUUCUGAGCUGGGCCGUGCAAGGCAGUUGGUGCAUGGAUUCUACCUAUUGGAGGCGGUGGUUGUCCUUUCUUGUCUGUGCGAUGAUGCACUGAUUGAAUCCGGUUUUCAUCAAGCUUCAGGGCAUGCGGCUGAAUCCGAAAGCAUCUGGAGCUUGGUGCAGACCUUGGCAUCAACUGGUCAAGGUGGCGCGGUGCAUGUUCAGACUUGGUAG
Messenger RNA from Symbiodinium necroappetens, 3675 nucleotides. Lineage: Eukaryota; Dinophyceae; Suessiales; Symbiodiniaceae. The record is from the annotation of a GenBank genome assembly.